AUGAAUACCAAGCACUUCUUCAACGAUCCUGAGAGCCUUGUCCAGGAUGCUCUACAGGGCCUCGUUUAUGCAAAUCCACAUCUAUCCUAUGAUCCAGACAACAAAUGUGUAAUUGACAGCCAACAUGAUGGAUCGAAGUUCGUCACUCUCAUUUCUGGGGGAGGUGCUGGCCAUGAGCCUGCCUUUGCCGGUUAUGUUGGGCCAAACCUGCUCAACGCUGCCAUUUCUGGAUUCAUUUUUGCCUCUCCAAGCGUCCAGCAAAUUGUCAACACCAUCGCCCACGCGGGCGGUUCCACGGGGACUUUACUCAUCAUCAUGAACUAUACCGGAGACGUCCUUCAUUUCCACCUUGCAGCCGAGAAGGCGCGUGUUGCCGGCCACCACACAGCAGUCAUGACUGUUGGGGACGAUGUCUCCGUGGGUCGAAAACGAAGCGGACGGGUGGGCAGAAGAGGCCUCGCUGGUACCGUUUUGGUCCACAAGAUCCUUGGAGGCUACGCAAAGACUGGGGCAUCUUUGGAUGAGGUUGUCAAGUUUGGGGAGCAGGUUUGCAACAAUCUAGUCACUGUCGGGGCGGCUCUUGACCAUGUCCACGUUCCCGGACGUGAGACGAACAAGCAAGCCAGCAAUGGCAGUCAGGUAGAACUGGGCAUGGGGAUCCACAAUGAACCGGGAUGUCGAGUCCUUGAGCCGCAGCCUCAUAUCAAUGAUCUUGUGAACCAAAUGUUGGACCAGCUGUUAGAUCCCAACGACUCAGACCGAGCGUACGUCCGCUUUGGAGACUGCGAGCCGGUGGUUCUCCUUGUAAACAACCUUGGAGGCCUCUCGCCGCUCGAGUUCAGCGCCGUUACCAAGAUUGUGUCAGAGGAGCUACGUGCACGAGUUGCGAAGGUCGCGAGGAUAUACGCUGCGCCAUUUAUGACCAGUCUGGAUAGCAAGGGGUUCAGCAUCAGCCUUCUCAAAGCCAACCAGGAGAUGCUGCACUUCCUCGAUGUUCCUGUCACUGCACCAGGAUGGGCAAUACCUACAUAUUCAUCUGAAUCCUGGGAAAGGCCAAACGGGCCAUCCUUGAAGCAGAAAGGGGUAGAUACCCAAGUGCAUGAUCUCUCUCGGUCAACUCUGGAACUCGCACCGUCUACUCUGAAACGCAUUCUCACAUCAUGUUGUGAUUCAAUCUUAUCGGUUGAAAGCUUGAUCAAUUCCUAUGACUCAGUGGUUGGGGAUGGCGAUUGUGGCUCAACCCUCGGCCGUGCUGCCCGAGCCAUCCAGUCCACUAUCCAGAGUUCGCCCUCAGCAUUUGGUGACGGUGAUGCUGUGCAGGCGAUAGAGACGUUAGCACGGGUUUUGGAGGAUAACAUGGAUGGGACUUCAGGUGCAUUGUAUGCCAUCUUCUUCAAUGCGCUGGCAGCAAGCCUAAAGAACAUUGGAACUGAAAGGUCCGGAAAGCGUCAGAUCAAAGAGGAGGAUUGGUCACGAGGUGUCUCCGAGGCUUUGGAUGCAUUGUACCGAGCCACACCUGCUCGCGUGGGAGACAGGACGCUGGUCGACGCAUUGGAACCCUUCAUCAAGACCUUUGCCACGGGGAAGGGGGUCCACGCGGCAGUCAUCGCCGCCACCAAUGGAAAAGAAAAGACCAAAGGGAUGUCCGCUGCAUUUGGAAGAGCCGUGUAUGUGCCUGAAAGCGCGUGGAGCGAGGUUCCAGAUCCGGGGGCUGAAGGGGUUGUAAGGUUGGUACAAGGACUUUUGACAGAUGGAAACGAGAACGGGGCCUAG
Messenger RNA from Capronia coronata CBS 617.96, 1773 nucleotides. RefSeq lists its product as uncharacterized. The record is from RefSeq and is a predicted model, not a curated record. The coding region runs from base 1 to 1773 and encodes 590 amino acids. Gene Ontology annotation, molecular function: ATP binding; glycerone kinase activity. Lineage: Eukaryota; Fungi; Ascomycota; Eurotiomycetes; Chaetothyriales; Herpotrichiellaceae. Gene Ontology annotation, cellular component: cytosol. Gene Ontology annotation, biological process: glycerol catabolic process. The transcript has 4 exons.